AUGAAUUCUGCGACUGGAAGUGUUUUGGAAGCAUUAAAAUGCUUGUCUUCAUCCACGGCGCAAGCGACGAAGAAUCAAGCUUUGCAAUACCUUGAGGAAUUUCAAAAAUCGAAGGAUGCGUGGUCCGCUUGCCUGGAUAUUUUGAGUAAGAGCGGUGCGCAAGAUAGUUUGGAGUUGCAGGUUUUUGCUGCACAAACACUGCGAAACAAGGUCACAUAUGACUUGAGUCAGCUUGGCAACGAUGUGUCUGCGCUAAAAGAAAGCGUUUUGGAGCUCAUCGCAAAACACUUUCAAAAAGUAAUUGUGACUCAGCUAUGUGUUGCACUCGCGAGACUUUCGAUUCAGUAUUUGGAAUGGAAGAAUCCUGUCGGUGAAAUUAUCACCUCUUUGAAUGCGUACCCCAGCAAGCUUUUGGAGUUUUUGCGCAUUUUGCCAGAAGAAAGCCUCGAUAUGAAGUCGACUCCGCUGACUGAAGACGAAUUCCGUUCGCGAACUCACGAACUGAUCGGCGACAUAGCCGAUGACGUUUUCAACCUGCUUCUCUCUGCGGUGAGUACCCUACAUGCCGGACAGUCUGACGUUUCGGUAACACAAGUACUCAACUGCUUAAAUUCAUGGUCGUUCGAGCUGCCUAUUGACAAAGUUGUGCGACUCGAUCCCCUAAUGGGAUUGCUAUUUAGUGCACUAGAAUACGCACCAGAGGAAAAUGUCGAUUCAUUUGACGCAGCAGUUGACUGCCUGUGCACGAUCUUGAGAGAGACAAGAGAUUCUGCGGAUGAAAAUGUUGUCAUGGCCUUGUACCAGCAGCUGAUGACUUUGCAAUCCAAACUUCUUUCCUUUGAUGAAGGGUUUGAUCCCGAUGAGCAUUACGAAUUGUUAGAGGGUCUCACAAGACUGUUUGUGCAGGCCGGAGAGGCAUGGUGCGUUUUCAUUGCUCGUAAUCCAGACGUUUUCAAGCCUCUGGCGCACGUUUUGCUUUUACUUACUUGCAAAAACACCGAUUUGGAUGUUGUAAAAUAUACUUUUCCUUUUUGGUUCAAUUUCAAGCAGAUGCUUGUGCUCCCUAGGUUCAGGGAUCAAAAGUUGGCAUACCAAGACAUUUUCUCUCAUUUGAUAGAUGGUAUCAUUGCGCAUUUACAAUAUCCAGAAACCGAAUUUUCCUCGAAAGAGGAGGAGGACAAGUUUAAAGAGUUUCGGUACGACAUGGGCGGUGUUUUGAAAGACUGUACUGCAAUUUUAGGAUCAUCAAGAGCUUUGAGACAACCUUUUGACAAAAUAAACAAUGCACUCAACACUCCAGAAAUAGCGUCUCAAUGGCAAAGAUUGGAAGCGCCUUUGUUCUCAUUGAGAACAAUGGCUCAAGAAGUGUCCACAAACGAAAAUGACAUUCUACCUCAAUUGUUUAAGCUUCUCUGCAGCUUACCCGAGCACCCUAGAGUAAGAUAUGCAACAACCUUGGUGUUUGGUCGGUACACGGAGUGGACCUCAAAGCAUCCUGAAUUUUUACAACUCGAGUUGAACUAUAUUUUUAAUGGAUUCAACUACGCGGAUGGGAACAUUGAUAUUUUGACAGCCUCGUCUCAUUCACUGAUGUACUUCUGCCAAGAUUGCAGCUCUUUAUUAAGCAGUCACGUCGAAGAAUUGAUAGAUUUCUACUGGAAAAUAGAGCCCAUGGUUGAUAAUGAGUCGUUAUUCGAGGUUUGCCAAGGUUUGAGCGCAGUCAUAAACAAAGCCGAUGAAGCUCACGUGGCGGGAUUGUUGAAUCUGUUCAUUGAUCUGCAAUUGAAAAGGCUCACCGAUAGCGUGGCUUUGUGGAAGAAAAACAAGAAUGCUAAAAGACUGAUCAACGAGCUUGCUGACCGCAUUGACUUGAUUUAUGCCGUCUUUGAAGAACUACGCCCUCGUGAAGAAUUUCCAGGGGAAAAAGCGGAGCCACUUUUGCCCGUGAUAACUAAAAUAUGGGAAAACAUAUUAGAUGUCCUUGUCCAGCAAGGAGGCGCUGCCGAUGCACAUAUAGCCGAAAUAUCCAUGAAAUGGGUCAGAAAGGUGGUUUUCAAUUUUCACGUUUUCAUCACGCCACUCCUAGCAUCUAUUGCAAACUUUUUAGUCGAUGGCUACUCUUCCUCAGGUUAUGGCUCUUACCUGUGGUGCUCGGGAGCUAUCAUCUCUGUUUUUGGCGAUGAGGACUCGUUUCCAAUUGAUCCAAGUGUCAAAAGUGCUGUGUGGCAAUUUAUUUGCUCUCAGUGCGUAACUUUUAUGGGCAAUUUUAACAUGCUGAAUAAGACCACCCUGGAUGACUAUUACGAGAGCAUCCAAGAUUUCUUCAUGAUGAUGACCGAUGUCGUAAUGUUUUUCCCUGAUAGGCUUCUAACGUCAGAAACGCUUCUGGGUCCUUCGUUGGCUAUCGGGCUCGAAUGUGUUAACCAGAUUCAGAAUUACGAUGCAUACAUAACGGUUGUUCGGUUUUUGGACGAUGUGAUAUCCUGGGGCUUUGAGACGCCGCCUGUCUCCAUUGUGAUGGUCGAAGUUGUUCCGCUAGAGUGGAGACAACACAUUUUAUCAGAACUAGUCCAAUCGAAGGGACAGCUUUUGACUACAAACAUUAUCCUGGGUCUUGUUAGCAACUUCAAUUCUGAUGCCCACCCGGAUGCUAUCGGAUGCCUCGUACGAUGCCUCAAGUUGGUGUCGCAAAGCACAGGCGACAAUACUCUAUGCAUGUCGUGGCUAGCGAGUGCCAUGCAAAACAUGCCAAAUGUUACUGAGCAAGAAAGUUCCAAUCUUUUGGAAACCGCGAACAAUGCUUUACAACAAAGAGACAUGAGAAAACUUCGGAACGGCAUUAAAGAUUUCACGGCUUGGUAUCUCCGCAAAAAUGUCUCUCCAAGAAUGUACAAAUGA
This is a messenger RNA of Lachancea mirantina, 2898 nucleotides long. Lineage: Eukaryota; Fungi; Ascomycota; Saccharomycetes; Saccharomycetales; Saccharomycetaceae. The record is from the annotation of a GenBank genome assembly.